AUGGAAGCGUUAAUUCCCAAACCCACCUUUCCAUGGGGUAAGCUCAAACCAAGCGAGGAUGUGCAGCAUCACACUAUAUAUACACACGACGAAGCCCCGGAUAUUAUAAUGCCUUCUAUGGAUUUCACGGUGAUCAAUAUGACCGAGCCUCUUAGUGUAAAAUGGGAUUUAUUGAUCAGGAUCUAUCCAAAACAUCCUGGUAACUAUGUGCAUCUCGAAGGUGAUUUUAAGGUUUUCAUAGUUUACGAAGAAGUAACCAUUGCUACUUCAUCGAUAGAGAUCAGUUACACUCGCAUUUCACCGUUGCGGUCUAAGCUGCUUACAGCUUCGUUGACUGCUUCCUUGGGAGAUAUGGACGGUGCGAUUGUGGAAAAUAUUCUGGAUGAUAUUAAGGAAAAAGGUGAAAUGCGGUUUGGAUCGCGGCUGCUUCUACCGGAAUGCAGAUCUGAGAUGAGUGGUAAGAUGAACUAUGCAUGUGAUGAAGCCACGUUACGGUUUGAGCCUGGUUCUCAGAGGAGUGCAACUUUGUUUGGAAACCAACCUAACUGUCACUAUUUUUCCUAACUAGUUUUUCAUCAUCACUUGUUUCUUCUUUAGCAUUGUGGAAGGCAACC
This is a messenger RNA of Brassica oleracea var. oleracea, 614 nucleotides long. RefSeq lists its product as uncharacterized. Bases 1 to 564 code for a protein of 187 amino acids. The transcript is spliced from 3 exons. Lineage: Eukaryota; Viridiplantae; Streptophyta; Magnoliopsida; Brassicales; Brassicaceae. The record is from RefSeq and is a predicted model, not a curated record.